Molecule: messenger RNA, 1229 nt
Organism: Betta splendens (Siamese fighting fish)
Lineage: Eukaryota; Metazoa; Chordata; Actinopteri; Anabantiformes; Osphronemidae
Product: CD9 antigen-like
Exons: 8
Coding region: 147-833 (228 amino acids)
Cellular component (GO): membrane
Source: RefSeq, a predicted model, not a curated record
CAACAGCUGAUCAAGCGGAACCGACCGAGCAGAGCCGAACCGAGGAACAAUACCGAACAACGAGGGAAGGCGAGAUACGCAUAUAGACGGACGCAGAGGGAUAUUUGGUGGAUUAUUAGUAAGACGCGUUAAAAGGCGCAGCAGGGAUGGCGGCUUUAUCCAGCUGGGAGCUGUGUGUAAAGUACGCACUCUUCAUCUUCAAUUUCAUAUUCUGGUUGGCAGGCACUGGCGUCCUGGCUGUUGGGCUCUGGCUACGCUUUGACUCCAGGACAUCAGGCCUCUUGGAUGGACAAGAAUCCGCCACCGUCUUCGUCACAGGUGUGUACAUCUUGAUCGCAGCAGGGGCUCUGAUGAUGGUUGUGGGAUUCCUGGGGUGCUGUGGAGCCAUUAAAGAGUCUCCGUGCAUGCUAGGCCUGUUCUUUGUUUUCCUCCUCCUCAUCUUUGCUGUGGAGGUGGCUGCCGGGAUCUGGGGCUUCUCCAACAAAGACAAGGUUGUGGAGGACCUGACAGAGUUUUAUAAACAAACCUACACAAACUACAAAGACACCAAACAGGAGGCGCUGAAGGAGACGCUGCGCCUCAUACACUUUGGGCUGGCCUGCUGUGGUCCCACGGGAACGGUCAUCGACGCCGCCAAAGACACCUGCCCCAAGCAGGAGGGGCUGGCCAGCUUAGUCACCACGAGCUGUCCAGCCGCCAUCAAUGAAAUGUUCAACAGCAGACUCCACAUCAUCGGUGGGGUCGGCAUCGGCAUAGGAAUCAUCACGAUCUUUGGAAUGAUCUUCAGCAUGAUUCUCUGCUGUGCCAUUAAAAGGUCCAGGGACUACGUCUGAACCUCCGGAGAGACACGACACCGCCUUUAACACUCCCUGUAAUGUCGUAAACCUGCUGCUUUAGCAUUUAUGUGCAUUAAUUAACAACCUUCCUCACUUGAUCCACACUGGAGGUUCAGGUUAAUUACUAGUGAGAGUAUGGAUCUAAACCAAUACUUAUUUUGUUUGUAACUAUGAGAUGGGUAGAGAAAUACGAAUAUUUUCCAGCAUUAAGUAAAUAUUUAUAUUACUGAUACCUUUGUUCGGAUCUGGACUGUUCAGCGGUCUAUUAUGCGAGGUUUCACAUAUUUGUGCCUUAUUAUAUGCUGAAGGUUAGAAGCUUUUUUUUAUACAACAAAAUAACAGAACUACGGAGGUUUAAUGCCAAAUAAAUGAACUAAUAAACUCUAAAUUGUG